AUGCCAGCGGGAGUUAUUCCCAGAGACACAAAGAAGAAGGGUGUGGAAGACGUUGUUGAUUGGCUGAGAAGGAAUGGCCCACCAAGAGAUGAAGUUGAUGAACCCACCCUGAAGGCUCUGUCGAACAUGACAGGCGUUCCAAUGCCAAGGAAGAAAACACCAAAGGAAAAGCAGAGAGUUCUGGAAGACACAAUUGAUUGGUUGCGGAAGAAUGAACCAGAUCUUUCUGAAUUGGAUGAACCAACUCUUGAUGGUGUUUUGCAGAUUCCAGGUGCCCCCAAGACCCCAGGAAUCGUCCCAAGGGAAACAAAGAAGAAGGCAGUCGCAGAUACAAUUGACUGGCUGCGAAAGAAUGGUCCGCCUUCUGAAAUCCCUGAUGAACCAACAUUGGAGGCUCUGUCCAAUCUUGUAGGUGUAACACUUCCUCAAAAGAUUACACCAGAGGAAAAGAGGAAAUUUGUUGAAGAUUCAGUAGACUGGAUACGCAAGAAUGAGCCAGAAAUUUCUGAAAUGGAUGAACCCACUUUGGAAAAUCUCUUGAAGGUCCCGGGUGCACCAUUGCCCCCCGGUGCUUCGCCUCGACAGGUGAAAACAAGAGCUGCUGAGGAUGUCGUGGACUGGCUCCGGAAGAAUGGCCCCCCAAAGGAGGAACUUGAUGAGCCUGUUGUCGAAGCUCUUUCAAAUGUGACAGGGAUGCCGAUGCCAAAGCGGACAUCUCCGGAAGACAAGAAACAGGCAGUUGAAGACACAAUAGAUUGGUUGCGAUCCAAUGAACCAGACCUCUCCGAACUGGAUGGACCUACCCUUGAUAGUAUCAUGCAAGUCCCAGGUGCACCAAUGCCCCCAGGUGUUACUCCAAGAGAUGUCAAGAAGAAACAAGUUGAGGAUGUUGUGGAUUGGUUGCGGAAGAAUGGGCCUCCUUCAGAGCUGGAACAACCUGUUGCUGAUGCACUCUCUCAGCUUACAGGUGUACCCUUGCCUAACUUCACACCAGAGAAGACAAAGAAGUUUUCAGAGGAUGCUGUGGAUUGGUUAAGAAAGAACAAGCCCAAUCUUUCUGAACUUGACGAGCCUACACUUGAUACAUUGCUACAGGUUCCCGGUGCUCCUGUGCCACGAGGAGUGGUCCCCAGAGAAAAGAAGAAAAAGGCUGUUGGAGAUGUUAUUGACUGGUUGAGGCAGAAUGGACCACCUUCCGAAGAUCUAGAUACACCAAUUGUCGGGGCCCUGUCAAAUCUCACAGGUGUGCCCCUCCCAAAGAAGUUGUCUCCAGAGGAGAAGGGGAGGUUUGUGGAGGACACGGUAGAUUGGUUGCGGAAGAAUGAGCCCGAUCUAUCAAAACUGGAUGAACCUACAAUGGACAGCAUGCUAGAAUUACCUGGUGGUCCGGUGCCCUCACCUGUUCUACCCAAAGACGCCAAAGUGAAGGCAGCAGAAGAUGUUGUGGAUUGGCUGAGGAAGAACGGGCCACCCUCUGACGAUGUGGAUGAACCCAUCAUUGAAGCUCUUUCCGACCUGACAGGUGUUCCACUACCAAAGAAGAAGACCCCCAAGGACAAGAAGAGAAAGAACAAACCUGAUGUUGCCGAAAUGGAUGAGCCCCAUCUUGACAGUCUGAUGCAUGUACCAGGUGCACCGUUGCCCCCUGGAGUAGUGCCGAGAAACAAAGAAGAAGGGUGUGCUGAUGUGGUUGACUGGCUCAGGAAGAAUGGUCCACCUCGUGAGGAGUGGACGAGCCUGUGUUGCAAGGGCUGUCCAAUGUAA
Molecule: messenger RNA, 1764 nt
Organism: Seminavis robusta
Lineage: Eukaryota; Bacillariophyta; Bacillariophyceae; Naviculales; Naviculaceae
Source: the annotation of a GenBank genome assembly